CCUAGUGGGGGCUGUUCAUGGCGGUUCCGGGGUCUCCAACGAGUUUCCCGCUUGUGUUCCCGAAACCGUCCGGCGCGGAGGCAGCAGAGCUUGAGGUCUUUGCUGGUGUGAAAUGACUGAGUACAAACUGGUGGUGGUUGGAGCAGGUGGUGUUGGGAAAAGUGCUCUGACAAUCCAGCUAAUCCAGAACCACUUUGUAGACGAGUAUGACCCCACGAUAGAGGAUUCAUACCGAAAGCAGGUGGUUAUAGACGGUGAAACCUGUCUGUUGGACAUACUGGACACAGCGGGACAAGAGGAGUACAGUGCCAUGAGAGACCAGUACAUGAGGACAGGCGAAGGCUUUCUCUGUGUGUUUGCCAUCAAUAAUAGCAAAUCAUUUGCAGAUAUUAACCUCUACAGGGAGCAGAUUAAACGAGUAAAAGACUCAGAUGAUGUACCUAUGGUGCUGGUAGGAAACAAGUGUGAUUUACCAACAAGGACAGUUGACACAAAACAAGCGCAUGAACUGGCCAAAAGCUAUGGGAUUCCGUUCAUUGAAACCUCAGCCAAGACCCGGCAGGGGGUUGAAGAUGCCUUUUACACACUGGUAAGAGAAAUUCGUCAGUACCGAAUGAAAAAACUCAAUAGCAGUGAUGAUGGGACUCAAGGUUGUAUGGGGUUGCCAUGUGUGGUGAUGUAACAAGAUACUUAGUACUAUCAGAAAAGAGCCACUCUCAAGCUGCACUGACACCUGGUCCUGACUUCCUUGGAGGAGGGUCCCUAUUGCUGUCCUCAGUCUCACCAAGAAGCACCUGUAUUUCCCACCUCUCAGUAUAUCAGCGAAAAGUUCUCUGUUGGAGAAGUUCUCAGAAUAACUACCUCCUCACGUGGCUGUCUGACCAGAGAAAUGCCCAGUAUUGCCCCUUCCUGGGCUUUCCCCCCCUCGCACACAUACACCUCUGCCAGCCCAGGUUUGUCAUCGGAAAAGCAAUUCCUGCUCUGAAACAGAGAAGCAGACUGUAGAACAGACACGCAGUUCUGUUGAAAACUGUCUCGAGCUCUAAAGUAAGCAGCUGCUGGUGGGUUGUUUUUUUGGGUUUUGUUGUCUUUCCUUUUGCUGUUGAACUUGGAACUAUGUUGGUUUUUGGAGAAAUGUCAUAAAUUACUAUUUGCAGAGAAUGUAGUUACUGUUGCUAUUUAGUUUGUUUGUAAUGUCAUUGGCUAUAUUCUAUUUCUGGUAUCUGCUCUGUAUUCAUAAACACAAAUAUGAAUACUGACCUUUGAGUCUAUCCUAGUCUGCUUAACUGGACAUAAUUAAAUCAAACUCGGACAGUGAAGUGCCUUUUUCUCAGAAGUGUGUAGAUAUCCCUGAGAACACUUCAGUGGUGUCGAUGUCUGAAAAAACCAUUAUGUCUGAAAAUGGAUUGUCGGAGAUAUUCUGACCUUUGAGGAGAAGCUAUACCUGUCUAAUAAUACAUGCCAUUUCUUACACAUAUGAACUUGGUUUUCCAGAGCUAUAUUUUUGGGUUGCCCAAGGAGAAAGAUGAAACUGGAAAUAAUGAGUAGUUUCACUGAUUUUUCUUACCUACUCUCCACACUUUUGAGAUGGGAUUUGUUUCUUGGAGUUUACCCAAUACCCAGUGUCCUUCCAUUCAUAUUCGAAUGUGGGUCAUGUCAGAGAGUAUUGUAGAUAUCUCUGUUUAAUAGCUAUCAUUGAUGAUUUCCCAUCCUCAAAUGCAGUGUACUAAUAACUAGACUACAUCUUCAUUGUAUGUUCUGGUAUUUUAAUCAUGUAAGUAAUUAUUGCCCUCGAUCCUUCUCACCCCAUCUUUUGUCCUUAGUGCCACCAUCAUGAGGAGGUGUGAUUAGUUAUUUCAGUUGGGCAGACAUGGUGCUAGUAGACCAAGGUCACAGUUUCAAAACUUGAAUGAGCCAGUUAGCAUCACACAGUGAAGUGCUUUUACAUUUGCACUUUGUGUAACUCCAGCUAGUUUUGCCAGGUGCCUUCUGCUGGUGACCCUGCAAGGAAAAAAAGGUCAAUUAGCAGCAGUUUUCACCACGACUGGAAACACUUGGUUAGAUCCUAAGGAGGAUCUGUUUGGAGAAAUCUUGAAAAAAGUACUGACUUUUUUUUUAGCUAGUUGUAGCAAAAUUAAACCAAUAUUUUCUCGUUAAGCUUUAUUUUUUUUAAGGAGGGUGCCUUGAACCCAAAGUAAAACUUUUUGGGGGGUGGGGGUGGGGGGAGGCUUGUUUUUCCCUUAAACAUAAUGUCCUGAAGGAUUUAAAAGAGAACUUCUGUUAAUUAGUCUCUGUGUACCAGACAGCCAGAACUGGUGUGUUAAAAAGUAGUGUUUGAAUGGAAAUUGAAAAGAAUAGGAAAUAGAAUUCAUCAUUCAUGACAAGGAUUUGGAAGCUUGGCUUUACUAUUUGCAGAUACUACCCUGGUAAUUCUAAUGAAAAGUAAACUAUGAUAAAAGAAUCAUUACAGAAUGGCGAAAUUUCAGCUCUUUAAUAUCUAAAUGCUUCCUGAAGAUGACCCUCUGCUAGUGUGCAUUUCCCUGACCAGCAUUCACCGCUAGGGGAGAGCCCUACACCAUGCUCGGGGAAACCUGGAGGCUUGUGCUUCACUGCCAAGCCUGGAGCUUUCCCAGCAGUCACCACCUGGGAAGAGUUCCUCUGCUGGUACCUUCUCUGAGCUUAAGUGCCUCGACCUGGAGUCUGUGUGACUGACAGUAUGACCCUUUCCCUAUUCACUUUCAUGUUAAUUGGGGGGGGGGGGAGUAAUUACUCAUCUCAGGCUAUGUACCUAUAGUUUUCUUGAGUACGUUCUAAGAACAGCUAAAGUAUUUAGAUGGGCCAAAACUGGGUCCUGAAAAUGUCCCUCACUUCCUAAGAAGUUAAACUUAGGUAUGAGGUUUUUUGUUUUUGUUUAUUAAUUAUUUUAUUGGGGGCUGAGUUUUUGUAUAAUACAGCAGCAAACUUACAGAACAGAUUUUUAAAAGAACAACUGGAUGACUUCUGUUAGGGUGAUAUCAACUGUAGUUUUUAGGAUAUUUGUGAGUACAAGGAUCUCUGGUAUGCAUUGGGCUAUUGACCACAUGGUCGGUAGUUCAAAACCACCAGCUGCUCCACAGGAGAAUGAUGAGGUUUUCUCGUCCCGUAAGUAGUUGAAGUCCUGUAAACCCACAGGGCAGUUCUGCCCUGCACUGUAGGUCCACUGUGAGCUGGAAUUGACUCUGGUGGUGAGUUUGGGGUUUUUUGUUUUGGAAUUUGUGGGUGCUGAAAAUUCUAAUUUACCUCAAAAUCUGAAAUUAUUUUCCUAAAAUUAAGUGCCCGGCCAGCUAGCAUACAUUAUAUAUUCCUUUAUGUUUGCAUUUUUUUAAUGUUGCAAGCUCAAGAGUAAAAGUAAGAUGUUGUGUCUAAAGGCUACCAUGCAUUAUCUGUCAAUGAAAUCUGUUUAGGGCUCAAAACAGCUUACUAUAGAAUGUUCCUAUAAAAGAUACUUACUAUACACACUUUACGAGUGUAAUAGUAAGAUUAGUCACAAUUUUAUUUUAAUGGGCACCAUUCUUUUAAAGGGUGCUGUGAAUGUUUUUGUUUGGGCUUGAAAACAAGGACAGAGAAACACUUUAGAGGAAUUUUUCCUAUUUUAUAAUUUGUGAGAAUAAUCAUAUUUUGCUUUAUAUUUACUGUUAUAAAUUCCUAAGCUGGCAGCUAUUACCCAGACCUCCCCACUCCUUUCCAGCCACAGGCCCCCCCCCCAAAAAAAAAGGGUGCAUUCUGUUUCUUCAUCUCUGCUAACAUUAUAAGAAGCAAAGAUAAUUAGGAGAAAUAUUUUAUUUGGGUGAUUUCUAUAAAUUUGAGACUAUAAUUUUAUACAUUAUUUUUCAUCCUUUCUCUCUCUUAGCAGUCUCACAUGCCACAACAUUAUUUUAAGGUAUUUACUCUCUAUGAGAAUUGUUUUAAAGUGUUCUCUUUAUCAGAGUAGUUACAAGUUGUUCAAAAUAUAACGCCUGAGUACUGACUUACAAAACAAUGGUGAGCUCUUCUAGAGGGAAAGGGGGUCUUGAUGGAAGUUGUCUGGCAUGUUAAUGUGCCUCCACGUAUUAGUAAAAAUACCAAUUGUGCAAGUCUGCUGUUGAAUUGGAAACAUGGCAUCAUUGACCCUAAAUAAAAGGACUGAUAUUUCCA
Echinops telfairi (small Madagascar hedgehog) is the source of this 4173-nucleotide messenger RNA. RefSeq names its product NRAS proto-oncogene, GTPase (gene NRAS). The transcript is spliced from 7 exons. The record is from RefSeq and is a predicted model, not a curated record. Gene Ontology annotation, molecular function: GTP binding; GDP binding; GTPase activity. Gene Ontology annotation, cellular component: plasma membrane. Lineage: Eukaryota; Metazoa; Chordata; Mammalia; Afrosoricida; Tenrecidae. Gene Ontology annotation, biological process: Ras protein signal transduction. The coding region runs from base 113 to 682 and encodes 189 amino acids.